Molecule: messenger RNA, 7378 nt
Organism: Epinephelus lanceolatus (giant grouper)
Lineage: Eukaryota; Metazoa; Chordata; Actinopteri; Perciformes; Serranidae
Source: RefSeq, a predicted model, not a curated record
UUGGUAUAACCUGACUCUCUUGACAGUAGCGCGAGCCCCGGGCUUCCAAAUAAGGAAUCCGGCUGUUGCUGCGCGCGGACACACAGACAGACAAGGACGCUCUGGAGCCGCAAGCUGGGGACGGCGGUUCCCGAGACGCGCGCGAGCCCUCUUUGAUUUGCCGCUCCGUUAAACCUUCACAUUCACCUGGAAGACUGUGUAACCUGAAGACGGAGAUCUGGAGAAUAACUUUUUUUGAGACGAAUGUCGGAAUUUCUGGAAUAACAAACUAUUUUGAAAAAAAGGAGUUUCCCUUUAUAAAUUAAAGAGGAGCUGAGGACGUUUCAUUUUGGAACAAUGUAUGAAAAGAGCUGUCGGUGAACACACUCGGGAUUUUCUGAACCCAUUAAACGCACUGGAAGCACAGUCGGAACUAACGGAACUCCUCUCUGAGUUUUCACCUCUUCUUUAUCCCAAUUAACGUUACAUCUAAUUUGCUCUGUGUCAAGCCGAAAUUUCCGUUUCUAACAAGGCGUUUGGUGGACUUAUCCUCGGACUUAUCCCCAGGCUUUUGGAAUUGGUGAUAGCACAGUAAACGCACCGAGCUCUGACCACUGACAGUAUGCAUCAAAGGGACUGCUAACUUACUCAAGUGCCACUAAGACCUGCCACAACACACUGAGGAGAGUCAAGUGUACAGGACAUGUCUGCUCUUAUGACAGCGCAUGCAUUUCUGGGACAGCGCCAGGUUCAGAGUCAGAGAACCCCCUUUCACCCCCAGGUUCUUGUGAAUCUCGGGGCAGACUGAUGCAGCCAUGGGCCGAUCGCUGGAUCUUUGAGAGCAACCUACCUCCCCCUCCUCCUCCACCACCACGUCCUUUUCCUCCUCCUUCUACUCCUCUUCCUUUGCCCUACACAGGUGGAAGUUGAGUCCUCCAAAGACAGAGACCAGCCAUCAGCCUAUGAAACCUUCUCCUUCCCUUCAUCUGCAAACCAUGACAAGCGUUGUUUCUCGAAUUCCUGGCCAAUCAAGGUGGCCUCUCCCAGUGCUACUCUUGUAUUUUGCCCCUCUGCUGCUGAUGGAGGGUUGUUGCUACGCAGCCCCCUCAGGCCCAGAGUCAGACUCCUGCUCCACCUUAGUCCAGAGCCGCUUCUUUGGCUUCUUCCUGUCAUCAUCAGUGUUCCCCACCAUGCCUUGUUCCUGGACCCUGCAGAACCCUGAUCCACGGCGCUACACCAUCUUCAUCAAGGUCACCAAACCUACCGAGGACUGCGUGCCGUCACAGCUCCGCACCUUCCAGUAUGACUCCUUCCUGGAGACCACGCGCACCUACCUGGGCAUGGAGAGCUUUGAUGAGGUGGUGAGGCUGUGCGAUACCUCUGCCCCAGUGGCCUUCCUGGAGGCCGGAAAGCAAUUCCUCCAAAUGAGGAAGGGACUUCCUCGGGUGGGAAAGGCCAUCACGGAUGGCGACGGAGAUUUCAAAACUGAGUACCUGGUGGUUGGAAAGCGUAACCCCAGUAUGGCGGCCUGUCAGAUGCUGUGCCAGUGGCUAGAGGACUGUCUGGCCUCAAGCACGUCUAACAGGCCCUGCGGCAUCAUGCAGACUCCGUGUCUGUGCUGGGAGCCGCCGCCACAGCUCAGUGAGGGGGAUAGCUGUUAUCACAAUGGAGUUUACCUGGAAAACUGUUUACCCAGCGUGAAAGAGAGUGGAAAAAAUGCUGAGAUAAAUGGUGGCUGGAGUGUGUGGGGUCAGUGGGCGCAGUGCAGCAGUGAGUGCGGAGGCGGGAUUCAAACUCGGACCCGAAGCUGUCAGUCACCUCCAGAAGAGUCGUACCUGUGUGAAGGUGUGGUGGAAGAAGGCCGGCCGUGUAACUCACAGCCCUGCACUGGCAAAGGUCGCCAUCUCUCUCGCAGCCAAUCGCUUCGCUCGGUGGACAGCCGCAAGCGCGAUGACGUAGACAAGCCCCGCAGUGGACAGCAGAACCCUCAGACAGUAGACUCAGCUUCAGGUGAGGAGUGGUCAGCGUGGAGUGUGUGUUCUGCCACGUGUGGGGAGGGCUGGCAGAGUCGCACUCGUUUCUGUGUGUCCUCCUCCUACAGCACCCAGUGUAGUGGGCCACUGCGAGAGCAGAGACCCUGCAACAACUCUGCUGUUUGUCCAGCUGCUCUGAUUGCAGUGCACGGCGCUUGGGACGAGUGGUCACCGUGGAGUUUGUGUUCAUCGACCUGUGGCCGAGGUUACAGGUCACGGACACGAACCUGCACCCCCCCACAGUUUGGGGGAGAUCCCUGUGAGGGCCCAGAGAAACAGACCAAAUUCUGCAACAUAGCUGUCUGUCCAGUGGAUGGAGUGUGGAAUGAGUGGUCCAGCUGGAGCUCCUGCUCCGCCUCCUGCUCUAAUGGGACCAUGCAGAGAACCAGGGAAUGUAACGGCCCCUCGUAUGGAGGCUCAGAGUGCAGAGGAGAAUGGCUGGAGACUGUUGACUGCUUCCUUGGGGAGUGCCCGGUGGAUGGCAAGUGGCAGCCGUGGUCUUUGUGGUCAGGCUGUUCUAAAACCUGUGGAGGGGGGAGCCAGCAGAGAAACAGGAUUUGUUAUGGGCCCUUUUUUGGAGGGCAGCCCUGUCCUGGAGAACGAGAAGAGGUCAGGCGCUGUAAUGAAAAGAGAUGCCCAGAACCUCAUGAAAUAUGUGGCGAGGACAACUUCUCCAAUGUUGUAUGGAAGAUGACUCCAGCUGGGGAUACUGCCGCAGUACGCUGUCCUCCCAAUGCCAUGGGGCUUAUCCUGCGCCGCUGCACCCUGGACGAAGAGGGCAUCGCCUACUGGGAGAAUCCCACCUAUAUGAAAUGCAUUUCCAAUGACUAUCGCAGUAUACAGACUUUGACUCGGGAACACUUGUCCAAAGCACAGCGUGGCCUUGUGGGAGAUGGAGUUUCAGAGGUGAUGACCAAGCUCAGGGUGACAUCCAGUGAUGGGACCAGUUACAGUGGGGACCUGCUGGCCAUCGUGGACGUGCUGAAGAACAUGACAGAGAUUUUCAGGAGGGCAUACUACAGUCCCAGCAGUGCAGACAUGAGGAACUUUGUGCAGUCAGUCAGCAAUCUGCUGAUGGAAGAGAACAGGGAGAGGUGGGAGGAAGCACAACUGCUGGGGCCAAACAUCAAAGAGCUGUUCCGUCUGGUGGAGGACUUUGUGGAUGUCAUUGGCCUGAGGAUGAAAGACUUCCAAGACAUGUAUGAAGUCACCGAUAACCUAGUUUUGAGCAUCCAUAAGCGUCCAGUGAUGGGUCAUGCAGACAUCAGCUUCCCCAUGAAGGGCUGGAGGGGCAUGGUGGACUGGGCCCGCAGCUCUGAGGACAGAGUCACCAUCCCCAAGAACAUCCUGUCUACUGGGAAGCCAGAAGCAGACGAGUCCUCGACGUUUGUAACCGGCAUCGUUCUGUACAGAAACCUGGGCAGCAUUCUGACUCUGCAGAGAAACAGCACAGUCCUCAACUCCAAGGUUUUGUCAGUGGCCAUCAAGCCCACCCCUCCCUCCCUUUCUGCCCCAGUUGUAGUUGAAUUCUCUCACCUGUACAACGGCACCACUAAUCAGACCUGUAUAUCCUGGGACGAGAGUGACAGCUCCUCUCUGCUGGGAUCCUGGUCUGCCAGGGGCUGCAAAGCCGUGCUAGUCGACUCAUUCAGAACCAAAUGCGUGUGUGACAGACUGUCCACCUUCGCCAUUUUAGCACGGCUAAAUCCCGAAAUGAAUAUGGAUAAGACACAGCUUCCAUCCGUGACGCUGAUCGUGGGCUGUGGAGUGUCUUCACUGACAUUGUUGCUGCUCAUCAUCAUCUAUGUGUCUGUCUGGAGGUACAUUCGGUCUGAGCGCUCAGUCAUCCUCAUUAACUUCUGCCUCUCCAUCAUCUCCUCCAACGCCCUGAUUCUCAUUGGACAGACACAGACACGAAAUAAGGUCUUGUGCACCCUGAUAGCUGCAUUUCUUCAUUUUUUCUUCCUGUCCUCGUUCUGCUGGGUUCUGACAGAGGCGUGGCAGUCGUACAUGGCAGUGACGGGCCGCCUCAGAAAUCGCAUCAUCCGCAAGCGUUUCCUGUGUCUCGGCUGGGGUCUCCCUGCACUAGUGGUGGCAAUCUCAGUGGGAUUCACCAAGGCAAAGGGAUAUGGAACACCAAGCUACUGCUGGCUGUCUCUGGAGGGAGGUCUUCUCUAUGCAUUUGUUGGACCUGCUGCAGCUGUUGUCUUGGUUAACAUGGUUAUUGGGAUUCUCGUAUUUAACAAACUGGUGUCCAAAGACGGCAUUACUGAUAUGAAACUAAAGGAGAGGGCGGGUCAGAUGACAGUGCCACUGUACAAUAUGACGCUCAAAUGUGCCAAGUGCGGAGUUAUCUCUUCGGCUGACGUUUCCACCACAGCUACCAGUAACGCCAUGGCGUCACUGUGGAGUUCCUGUGUAGUUUUGCCUCUCCUGGCCCUCACAUGGAUGUCAGCCGUCCUCGCAAUCACAGACCGGCGCUCUGCGCUCUUCCAGAUCCUCUUUGCUGUCUUUGAUUCACUGGAAGGCUUCGUCAUUGUCAUGGUGCACUGCAUCCUGCGCAGAGAGGUUCAGGAGGCAGUAAAGUGCCGUGUGGUGGACCGCCAGGAGGAUGCUAAUGGAGAUUCAGGAGGAUCUUUCCAGAAUGGUCAUGCCCAGCUUAUGACUGACUUUGAGAAAGACGUGGAUAUGGCUUGCCGAUCAGGCACUGUAAAGCGCUCAUCUCUCCAGGGGGAGGAGAAGGCCUCCUCUGGGACCCACACCCUUCAGAAGGGUUCUAACUUUAACACCAUGCCGGCCAGCAUGGCCAAGGUUCACCUCCAGAAUGUGGCAGACUACACCAGCCACACUCUGACUCUGCGCAGGGAGAAGGGCCCGACCAAGGGAAUCAGCACGGAGCUGCCAGGUGCCAAAUCCAUCUACAUCUGCGAUGGUGAGCUCUUCAAGCAGCUUGAUGGAGAGCUGCCUCGAGGAAACGGGGAGGGCAGCAGCUCUGAGGGCACUGGCAAAGGCCCGGGGUACGUCAUUCUACCGACCAACAACACAGGCACCCUGAAGCCGGCCAAGGGGAAAGAGGAGCAGACAGCCAAGUAUAACAUCAGCAUUGAGCAGCUGCCUCAGACCAGGCUCAUCCACCUGGCUAACCCUGCCAGUGGAGAGCCAGUGCCUGGCUUCGGGCUGAAGAGCCUGCCUGCUGACCAGAUCAGUGUGUCAUGCUCUGACAGAGACUCACCUGCACACAAUCUGCAAAAUAUGCCCAGAGACUCCCAGGUGGCCAACAGCAUGUGUGACGGAGGAGAUUCCGGAAACUCUGGUGUGAUGUCUAAGAGUGAGACCGUCUCCACACUGUCCAUGAGCUCACUGGAGAGACGAAAAUCACGCUAUGCAGAGCUUGACUUUGAGAAGAUUAUGCAUACCCGGAAACGCCACCAGGACAUGUUUCAGGACCUGAACAGGAAGAUUCACAGUGCAGACAAGGAUAGAGAAUCUCCACCUGUUGACGCCAAAGCUGCCAAAAGAUGGAGUGUGUCCUCUGCCAGCAGCGACAAGACCAACAUGAGUGACAAGCAGCAGACCCCGAGUAAGAGGGCGUGGGAGGGCAUCAGGAAGCCCCACUCCCCCCCAUCCUGGGUAAGGAAGGACCUGGAGACGGUGGCUGCCUCCCCUCUGGAGAUGCAGACGGUAGAGUGGGAGAAGACCAGCGCCACAAUCCCUCUGGUGGGCCAGGAGAUCAUGGACCUUCAGACGGAGGUGUGACCCAGCUUCUGGCAUCACACCCACAACUUCCUUUUUUUCCCCAGUGCUCUCAGACAGACAAGCAGAACCCACCACACACACUGCCCUGCUCUGUAUUUUUACUCAAAGGCUGGAUAAGGCCCACUGCGAGAACGUGAGGGGGACGGAGGGCGAGGAGGAGAGAGAAGCGUCACAAUAUCAGAAAAUUAAUUCAAUCAAUUAAAGAGAGAACAGGAAAAUAGCGUCUCUUUUAAUGUUUCAUUUUGAUGUUUGGACGGUGUUUUUGUCUGCAAAAUACUGGUCAUCUUCUUGUAUAUGGUCUCAGACACCACAGUGGCUCACAUGGUCGUACAGAUUGCCAUGUGCAUCAUAUAGUCAUGUAAUAAAUCACAUAGCAAAGGUAAUCAUGCGAUGUUUACCCCUGUAUUAAAUGAAUACAAUGUAAUAAUCAUGAUUAUGUCUCCUUUUUUUCUCUGUUGAGAGUAUUGUUGCAUCACUUUUCUGCUCUCUCUUUCUUCUGAUGAACGCUGAUGUAAAUGGAGACGCCUCUGGACUUACUUUUUCUUCAACAUCAAUCUCAAAAGGGAAAACAAACAAGUGAGGCAGACUGCCAAACACACACACCCACGUGGCGGUCAAUGCAGUUCUCUCCCCCCUUCAACUCACCCCAAUCCUUCUGGCUCCACCGCUUUAUCCCCCCGUGAUCCUGACAGGGCAAGGUCGGCCCUGCAGUGACAAGCGAAGGGGAGAGGGGGUAAAAAAAAAAAAAAAAAGAAGAAGUUUCCCAGAGCCAAAAUGGCAAGUUGCCUUCUCAUCGACGGACACCUCAGAGACGCCAGAGAGCAGGGCCGGUGGGCCUUGCGCCCUAAUCGGCCCUCAACCUCAAUGCCGCCCGCAGAGGGAUAACAAUGGACGUCAGUGUCAGUGCGUCCGGAAGGAGCCACGUUCAACAAACACAUGCUGUUUGAGUCAGUUUCUCGAUGUACAAGCAGGCUUGGUACAGUGAAUGCAAAAUAUGAUGGUGUUUCACAGAGGGAAAAGGUACUUGUGUGUGUAUGUGCGUGUGUGUGUGUGUUGAGUAGUUGCAGAUGAGUAAAUGACUAGAUCUAUAAAUAUAUAUGGUUAAAGGUAAUGAUAUAUACAAGGCAGAGGUUAGAGAGGGAUGGUGGUUGCACACAGAGAAAGCACAAGGCUCAUUUGGAGUCCUGAUGUACAGCAUUGUAAUUAUUUCAACAGAGUUCUACAGAAUGGAUUUUAGCCUAUAAAUAUCUUUCUUACUGUGCUUGGGGAUAGUUGUUAUCAUUAUUAUAAAUAUGAACAUGAUUAUUCUGAUACUGAUCCUCCCAUUCCCUCCUCGUCCUUUCAGGGUACUGGACUAUACGAGUGUUCUGUAUCGCAAUGUAACAGUGUGUGUUUUGAUAUUACCGCCAAUCACUCCCUUCAGAUCUGUAUUUGUCGAAACCCCCUGACCCACUGAUCUGCGCCCCACCCUGCCACACACACCCCCGCCCACCCCACCCUCACUCCCCUUUUUAAUUUACUGGGGUCGCCUCUUUGUUAAUGUACAGUUUUCAGAGCACAAAAUGAAUGUGUCUUAUUUCUAAUAAAAGCAUAUCUAUAUAAUAAAGCAA